This is a messenger RNA of Aspergillus pseudotamarii, 1467 nucleotides long. RefSeq names its product cytochrome P450. Gene Ontology annotation, molecular function: heme binding; monooxygenase activity; iron ion binding. NCBI's taxonomy places the organism in Eukaryota, Fungi, Ascomycota, Eurotiomycetes, Eurotiales, Aspergillaceae. Bases 1 to 1467 code for a protein of 488 amino acids. The transcript is spliced from 8 exons. The record is from RefSeq and is a predicted model, not a curated record.
AUGGCUGAUAUAGCAAGCUGGGCACCACGAGCAGCAAACUGGCCGCUUCUGCUGGUAUGCUCGUUUGUAGUGGGGUUUCUGCUCAUUAAGGCCGCAUACAAUGUCUUUUUUCACCCUCUGGCCAGGUUCCCUGGGCCACUCUUAGGUAGAGCGACGUUGCUAUGGCGAUACAAUAAUACUGCAACUGGCAAAAUCCACAUCGCGAUCGAGAAGUUGCAUCGGCAGUACGGGCCGAUUGUUCGUAUUUCCCCAAACGAACUGUCCUUCGCGUCGGUCGAGUCCUGGAAAGCCAUAUACGGGCAUGCCGCUCCCGGCAAGCCUAUCGCCAUUAAAAGCCCGUUCUAUGAUGUCUUCGGGGCGGGUUUCAGGAAGUCAUGUAUUGGCAGCGAGCGCAACCCAAGGAAACACGGCGAGAUGCGGCGCAUGCUUUCAUCAGCCUUCUCCCAGCGGAGCUUAUUGGAGCAGGAGGGUACUGUUGGCCGGAUUGUGGAUAGAUUUAUUGAGAUCGUUGGGAAGAAGGGUGGGAAAGGAAGCCCAGGGUUGAACAUGACAAAGUGGACCGAGAUGGUUGGGUUUGAUAUCCUUGGGGAGAUGGCAUUCGGGGAGUCGUUUCAUAGCCUCGAGGAUGGAAAACCCCAUUUUUGGUCGGACCUCGUUGAAGAUCAUUUGUACCUCAUCACAUUGAUUGACAACCUAAGCCGAUUGCCGUUCGUCGCCACGAUCGCCAAGAUCGUGUUCCCAUCGACCUUGGUCGUCCAGAACCAGAAUUCCCAGUAUAGCAGGGCACAAGUGGAAAAACGCCUCAGUUCGAAAACUGGAAAAAGGGACUUCCUUACUACCCUGGCCGACAAGGUGCGCACUGGCGAGGUUGAUAAGGAGGAGAUGACGGCCCAUGUGUCGACCUUAGCGAUUGCUGGCGGCGAAACAGUAUCGACCUUCCUCGCAGGCACUACCUUCUUUCUGCUCAAGAAUCCAGAUGUCCUCAAUCAACUCACCGCUGAAAUUCGCGGGGCAUUUACCUCAUUCGGCGAGAUUGAAGCACAAAAGGCGCAACAGCUUUCGUAUCUGCAAGCCGUGAUUAAUGAGGGUCUACGGAUAUACCCCCCGGGAUCACAGGGCUUCCCUCGUAUCUCACCAGGCUUUGAAUUGCACGGUGAAUUUAUUCCGCCAGGCGCAAUGACACACGAUGCAAAGUACUUCCAGGAUCCAAUGCAGUUCAAACCCGAGCGCUGGAUAGAUCCCAAUAGUCGGGAUGUCAAGGAGGCUAGCCAGCCUUUCUCAUUAGGUCCAAGAGGUUGUCUAGGACGCAAUUUCGCAUAUAUGGAAAUUAAUAUGCUUUUGGCCAAGUUGCUAUGGAAGUACGACAUGGAGCUUGUCAACAAAGAUCUGGAUUGGCUGGAAGAGGGCAAGGUCUUUGUGAUGUGGUGGAAACCAGAACUCUGGAUUCGGUUCCACGAGAGGCCUUAG